Baudoinia panamericana UAMH 10762 is the source of this 2040-nucleotide messenger RNA. RefSeq lists its product as uncharacterized. The transcript has a single exon. Bases 500 to 1822 code for a protein of 440 amino acids. NCBI's taxonomy places the organism in Eukaryota, Fungi, Ascomycota, Dothideomycetes, Mycosphaerellales, Teratosphaeriaceae. The record is from RefSeq and is a predicted model, not a curated record.
GUGGCUUGCAGUAUAGGUUAGUGACCGCAUCUAAUACGUGACACUACUCCAUCGGCGCAUAUCGCGCACAUGCUCCUCCUCCACCGUCUCCAGGUCCCGCUAUGACACCGCCGUAGGCGCUUACUGCUUGAUCUUAAUUACUUCGCAUAUCUCCUUGUUCUUUGUUGUGAUCCCCUCUCCUUUACUGCAAGGAAGUAACAAGACACGACUUGAGUCCUCCUUCGCGUGCCUCCGCUAGCCCAGCUGCAUGGCUACCACAUGCGAGCACAGGCGAAGACAGCUACGCUGCCAACGCAGAAGAUCCUGACACUCUGGGGCAGCGUGAGCUAGACCUGCUGAGCUCCUUCGCUUCGCUUCCCUCAAGUCGGCACGUGGCUAGGAAGCACGCGGCCACGCGCUUACUGUAUCUCACCCAGCAGCGCAGGUUGUCUCACGAGGUGGUACGGCAGCGGUACAGGAACUCUCGGGGAGCACGGUGGCUUUGUAACGGUCAGCGAAUAUGCAAUGGCUCACAUCGAUCGCCCUUGAACCGGCAUUGCCUGCUCACUGCGAGCCCACUACCGACUUUCUGCUUCGCUUCAGCAGUGCUUUUCACACUUGCGUGCCUACACCGCUUGCCUUCGCCUCGAACACUUUGGGUGCACUCAGCAUCGUAGCAUGGUUGUUCGCUCAAUUACCGCAAAUUUAUAAGAAUUGGAGUAUCGCGAGCACAUCGGGACUGUCCUUCUCGUUCCUUCUGGAGUGGUACUUGGGAGAUGUGAGCAACCUCCUUGGUGCAUUGUUUACGCACCAGGCGAACUGGCAGGUCGCAAUAGGGGCAUACUAUGUCUUCGUGGAUUCAUGCUUGCUAGCGCAGUGGGUUUGGUAUGAGAAGCUACAGCAUGGGAGCAUUGUGCGGAGAGCAUGGCCGAAGCCAGGAUACAAUGUAGAUGGCAGACGAGAUGGCGGUAUGGAGGAAGUAAUCAUUGAGGGUAUGCCUGUUGAUGCGGAGGCAGGUGAUGCUGCCAACCGCCCUGAUGCUGGUUUAAUGCAAGCGACGGCAAAGCAGCCGACAAGGCCACAGAUAAUCUUCAGAGCACCGACCUUCCGGGAGGAGCGUAGCGCGAGCCCCGAGAAAGGCAUGUCGAGUCACGCUCUAACACCUGGCGGUACGACCAUACACCGCAUUGGAGCAUCGUCGCCAUUGCCGUCGCCAUCUCCAAGGACGGUUCUAUUGCUCGCCUGCCUCAUGGCUCUAGCCCAGGCGCACUCUCCGACUCAGAUUGCACAAGUCUUCGAUGCUCACCAUGCCAGCCGGCAGGCGGGCCUUGAGACUGCUGGAACGGUCUUGUCGUGGCUGUCGACCGCGCUGUACUUGGGCUCACGUUUUCCACAGCUGAUCAAGAACUGGCGGCGGAAGUCUACGGCUGGUCUAAGUCCACAUCUGUUCAUAGCGGCAUUUUGCGGCAACCUCUUAUACUCUACCGCUCUCACGACCAACCCAUGCGCAUGGUACGAUUUCGGAGCGUAUGGCGGAGGUGGCUGGGUGGGUGCAGAAGGCAGCCGGAGGGCUCAGUGGGUGUUAGCAGCUCUACCCUUCUUUCUCGGCGCAGCGGGAGUUCUUGGACUGGAUGCAUGCGUUGGCAUUCAAUUCGUGCUGUAUGGUGAUGAUGCAAAGGUUGUUGUUAUCGAGGAAGAUCGGUGGCAUAGGCGGCAUUGGAGAAAGGUGAGUGGGUGGAUGCGCGGUUGGGUGCCGAGCAUAAGCGAAGGCAAGGGCAAUGAGCGUGAUGCGUUGAUCGUUCACGAUGAUGUACAUAGCAACGGUUACGGGACAGCCGCAUGAACAUCCUAGAUGAGAGCUGCGAGACAGACUUGUCCACCUGCGAGGCUUGCACAUGCUUCACACAAGAAUACAGCUUGGAACGUCUGCAAUUGCAAAAAGAUUCAAGAGCUACCAGACGUUCACGAGGUGAGGAAGAGACACUUACCCCUGAUAGUCAUACCGCGGUCGAGGAAAGACGUCUCUUGUCCACGACCAUGUUCUUCGUAUAUAAGGUCCUA